Molecule: messenger RNA, 6302 nt
Organism: Globicephala melas (long-finned pilot whale)
Lineage: Eukaryota; Metazoa; Chordata; Mammalia; Artiodactyla; Delphinidae
Gene: ZNF740
Product: zinc finger protein 740
Biological process (GO): regulation of transcription by RNA polymerase II
Cellular component (GO): nucleus
Molecular function (GO): DNA-binding transcription factor activity, RNA polymerase II-specific; RNA polymerase II cis-regulatory region sequence-specific DNA binding
Source: RefSeq, a predicted model, not a curated record
GUCCAGGGUCGCGAGCCCGGAAGUGGAUAAUGCUGCUCAGGGGGGAGAGGACGAGGGGGGAAGGAGAAGUGCUUCCGGGGAAACGGGUCCCGGGUUGGUGUUUGUAAACUUGCCUCGGUUCCGGCGGGGGCAGCGGUGGCCACGGGGUUGGCACGGCGUGCUGCGGCCUGGAGGAGGGGCCGCGCGGCCGGGGAGACAGCAGGAGGCCGCGCCUGGCAGGUUUCUGAAACAGAUCGUGAACUUCAUCUAGAGAAUUCAGCUGGAAAACCAAGACUGGAAGACUCUUUUUCUUCAGAUAGUAAGCAGGAACCAGGCAGAGACCAGGGAUUCUUGGAACAUCUAUCUUCCUUUUGGAGGACACUAAGUUCUGUUUGAAGACAAAGGCAGUUCAGUAUGGCAGCAGGACUGAAGGGACACGAAGGAGCUGUUACAGUGAUUUGGUGACAGUUCUUCAAACAACAGUGUCUUAAGAAAAGGUGGAUCGAGAAACUCGUGAACUUUUGGGUUGCAUUAAGAGAAAUCAGCAUGGCUCAGGCAAGUCUCCUGGCUUGUGAAGGCCUAGCAGGUGUGAGUUUGGUUCCCACUGCAGCCAGCAAGAAGAUGAUGCUGAGCCAGAUUGCCAGCAAGCAGGCCGAGAAUGGAGAGCGGGCAGGUAGCCCUGAUAUGCUGAGGUGCUCGAGUCAGAGCCACCGAAAAGACAGCGAUAAGUCCCGGAGCCGCAAAGACGAUGACAGCUUGGCUGAGGCCUCCCAUUCAAAAAAGACUGUUAAAAAGGUGGUGGUAGUGGAACAAAAUGGUUCUUUUCAAGUAAAGAUUCCCAAAAAUUUUGUUUGUGAACACUGCUUUGGAGCCUUUAGGAGCAGUUACCACCUCAAGAGGCACAUCCUUAUUCAUACUGGUGAGAAGCCAUUUGAGUGUGACAUAUGUGAUAUGCGCUUCAUCCAGAAGUACCACCUGGAGCGUCACAAGCGUGUACACAGUGGGGAAAAGCCUUACCAGUGUGAACGGUGUCAUCAGGUUGAAUCUGCAGAACACUAGAAUGAAAGCUCCAGGAGGCAGAGACCUUGUCCCUCUGGUUCUCCACUCUGUCCUCAGCCCCAAGAACUGUACCUGCCUUGAGAUAGAUACACAAUAAAUAUGUGAUAAACGAAGCAGCCACUCUGUGAGUAGGCACCUUUAGCCCAUUUUACAGAUGAGUGUACAGAUUCAGGGCUGUUAGAUAACUCGCCCACGGCCACACGGCUACUAAGCUCUAGGCCAGAAUUGAGACUUCGGAGCUUGCGUUCUUAACCACUGUGCACUCAUGCCGUCUGUGUACGUGCCAAGGGGGUGUAGAAUGGGAUGUGUGCCUCUCCUGUGUGGGGAAGGCAGCUCUAGCCAAUAGUAACUGAGUUUCUCCUCUCAGGCACUUAACCCUCCCUUUCUUCUCAGUGUUUUUCUCGGACAGAUCGAUUACUCAGACACAAACGGAUGUGCCAAGGGUGCCAGUCCAAGACUUCCGACGGGCAGUUUUCUCUAUAGGCGCAAGGGGCCCCGGGUGGUGGGAGUGAUCAGAAGAUUCUACCGAAGAGCGCACCCCUCUGGUCUGAUGGUCCCACCACCACCCCGUCUGUACCUGUCCCCCUCCUGGAGGAGUGGACCCAGGAGACCAGAAGAGUGCAUCGGGGACAGCAGGCCCCAGAGCUUCAGCUCUGUAAAUAAUCUGAGACUAUGAGUAUCUCGGGGAAGUUCCUUCAGCAUUCCUGGGUAGGGAAGCUAGUCCCUGGACCCUUGUCUGAGGUCUUAGGUGGGGACUAAAGGUACAGGACCAAGACUGAAGUGUGGCUCCCACAACCUUGGACUCCAGCUGGCAGCUGAAGUGGAAAAGAUCGGGGAGAGGGAUUUGUUUGUUCUGUUCUUGUUUUUGUUUAUCCAAAAACGAUUUCAGCAGGUGCACUGUGGAAACAGGUAAUACGGAGGUAUAGAGUCCUGGUCAAAGUAGGGACUGUGGCUGGUCCAGCCCUCCCCCAAAAUUGAGUUUUUAGUUGCAGUUGAUCCUCAAUGUUCCACAGCCCUGUACCUCAUCUCCUGUUUGAAGGAGAAUAGGAUCAGGGAUGGCAGCUGAGCUUACUUUGGUCUCCUUAUACACUGUAGGGACAAAAGGAAGAACAGUGACAGGAGCAGACAAGGGCUGGAUCCAAGAAGAGUGGACAGGUACCUCUCAUUUCCUUCGGGGAAGAGCAAGAGUUGUGGCCAUGGCUGUUGUAAUGGCCCAUGCCACACUGGUACCUAAUGGGGUCAGCUCAAGUGCCUUCUGGAGGAAACUUGGGUGAGAGUGGCCCCUUUCCUUUCUCUCUUUGGGCAGUUGGUCUUGGAGAUAGUUUUUGGCUACCUCGCUGAUAUUGACUCCUAAGCCAGACAGAUGUUGAGCAGGAAGUCAUGGAUGUCAAAGUGGGAUCUCUCUCCUUGUGCCCUCUUAGGAGCAACCCAAGACUAGCCCCAAGUUGGGUAACAGCUGUUGAAGAAACGAAAGGAAUUUGGUGUCCCCUGACAUGACUGUUGGGCAGUGUGAGCUCUUCUCCCUGCCCAAGUCCUAUCACUGUAUUCAGGUAGAGGAGAUGGGGGUCUGGCCUUCAGUCCCAAAGAACAAGGUCUUGGCUUCCUUCUUGAUGGCCGUCCCUACCCAACCAAGAACUGCAGGGCGUGGGGAUGCUGCGGAGAAAAAACUGAGGAGGAAACCUAACGUAGGUUUUACUCUUAACUGUACUCUUUGCUCCUCUCUGCUCCGAGCCCACCACCCUGUCCACCCCCCAAAAAGCGAUCGGGAGUGCGGGGUGUGGGUGUGUGGGUGUGUGUGUGGUAUGUGAGUGUUUUUGUAUGCUUGGAGAUGGCAUAUUAUUGAGCCAAAUCCUCCUCUAGCCCUCAGCUCAGGGGAGGAUGAGCGUAAAGCAGCCUCUCCUGACCACCUCCCCACCCCAGCAAAUCUGAAGGGUGCUUGAGGUCCCAAGAGAAGAACUCAACUUGGGGGACUGGAGGGCUUUGUUUUGGAGGGGUUUUUUAAGAUUGAUUCCACAGACUGGUGGUUAGGAUGUUUCUAACCCAAAUCAGGGCUUGUGAAUAUGAAUUUUCUAAAGUGAAAUAAAAACCCUCUUCCUGCUAAGGAAAGGAUCCUUAUGGGAGGUUCUGGGGUUUGGUUGACUCCCAGGUUGUGGCCUGCCCUGACCUGUGGGGAGGAGGGGUGAGUAAUUAUGGAAGAAUCAUGGAGACUUGACUUGGUGAACCUGACCAAGCUGUCAGUGGGGAUCUGAGAUGGCAAUCUCCAGGAAGUGAUUUCAUUUCCCAGAAAAAUGUAGGCAGUAGCAGCAGCAGACUCCUGGCUGUUACCUAUUCUGGAGGAAAUGGCGGGGCGGGGGUCUCCAUACCUCUGAGGUGUGAGGAUUUCAGGGAAAAAGAAAGGAGGCGUGACACCCUUUAGAUCUUCCCUGACAGCAUCUGAGAUCCUGUGGGGGAGACGCUGGGGAAUGUGUUUGCUACCUGUGCUCUUCUAGUUCUGUGCUGGCACUCCCAUUUAAUGUGGUCCAGAAACUAGACCGCGAGUCCUUGGACCUGCCCUUGGUCCCUGCAAGUAGGGCAUCUUUCUGCAUGUGAGCCAGCCCCCUCCCUGUUAGAGGGCUCUGCUGGGGGCUGGGAUUUGUCUAGGAUACAUUUAGAAAAUUCUGUCCUUCCAAACGCGCUUUUGAAAGUGGGAGGCUUUGCUUCCUGUCACCUGCGGCUAAUCUGUUUAUGGUUGGGGUGAGUUGGGGUAUGUGUGGAGAGAAUCACACGAGUGAUCUGUGCCCCUGAGUGUGCGAAUGUGUGUUUAGGUCCGGAUGUGCCCUGGCCCUUUGCAGACCUUGGCUUCCUGCCUGGGUGAGUGGGAGAGAGGGAACUUCUAAGCGAAUGUGCAAAGAGCCAUACCAGAACCACCCCUGCCGAGGACUGGGUGAGGGGAAACACAGGAGCAGGUGGUUAGCUCAGUUGUCCAGGUGCUGUUGUUCUGGGGCCAUGGAUGUGUGAGGAGAGAGGAGCUGAGAGUCCAAAGGAGCGAUUUAGCGCCCAGGGAGCCCAGGAGUCCCACUUACACCCCAGGGAAAUCACAGACCAAGACCGCUGCAAAGGCUCCUGGGCCCAAUGUUCCACCCCACUGCUGGGUGGGGUCUAGCACUGGAAAGCCGCCUCAGGUGUGUCUGGAGUGAAGGGAGAGGGAGGUAGGGCCGGCUCUCAGAGACCAGGACAUGGGAUUCAGGGACCUGGGAAAGAGUAGCGCCAGUUCCUAGGUGGGCUCCUGUACCAGGUCCCACCAGCCCUGCCCUUCCCAGCACCCCAAGUCUUUUCCGUCCACCCCCCCCCCAAUAGCCUCUUGUCAUCACUUAGCUACUGAUUGUGCCCCCAUGGCUUGACAUUGGAGGGUUAAAUGAGGUGUGGAGUCCGCCACAACUUUUAACCCUCUCCCCAGAUGUUCUUUGCCUCUAUGUGGCCCUGGGGCUUUUAUCUUAAUCCCUCCUACCCUACCUUUCCUCUCCAUCCUCUUUUUUUUUUUUUUAAUAUACUUAUUUUGCUAUUGGGGGAGGGGAAUAUCAAAUGAACAAGAUCACUUUUAAAUGGUAGUUUUUAUAAAAUGUUAUAAACUUGUAUCUUUUUACCAUUAAAGUGCAGUGUAUGUUCCUUCGUGAUAUAUUUAGGAUAUUUAAAUAAAAAGAAAAUGGGGCUUUUGUACAUACUAUCUCCUCUUUGGGAAGAAUAUCCUUGGGAGAAGCUUUUUCACUGGGGCCGAAGUAGUUUUCUUUUUUUCCACCAAGUGUAACCAACCACCCCACGACUUCCAGCACCCUGUAAGCUCCCCUUUGCAGAGAGCAACAAGUAGAAUAAAUAGAGGAUAUCAGUUCAGAAUAAGGAAAAAAAAAACAUGCACAGCAGGACAGAAUGAGGCCAGACACCAGCAAAGGCAGCGGUUCUCCAAGCAUGGUCUCUAGGCCUCCUACGUCAGCAUUACUUGAGGAUUCAGUAGCCCACCCCAGCCCACUGCUGCUUCUCCCCAGGCAACCCAUAUCGUGCAGUCUGCUCUGCACUUUAAGUUUGAGAACCUCUCCUUGCCCUCAGGUGGCAGGAGGAGGAAUGCACAAGAGCCUUCCUGAGGCCCAGGCUCUACAGCCUGCUCUCGCCUUGGGGUAAAGCAAACUGACACGUGUGCUCUGAGGUAAGACUCUUUAUUGUAUACGUGGGGGGUAGCCCCCACUUCUGAGGUAGGGAAGCAAGGUUGCCACAGAAGGUAGUCCCCUCUCGGGUGUCACUCUAAGAAUGAAGUAUGGGUGACCACUCAGCAGUGGAUUAGCCCCCUACCAAGCUGCUGACUGAGAGACCCCAUGCCCCAAUUCCCUCCACGCCAGAGAAGAGCCCUGCAGUGAGUGUCCCUCCCCACUUCAGAGAGGGGCGCCUUCUGCCUCUUGAAAGCGGGGGUUGACAGUAGUCGUGAUGGCGCUCUUGUAGAGAGGAUUGUUGUCCUGGGGAAAGAAGUCGGAAGUGAUGAGGAAAAGUCCCAGGACUCCGAUUUUAUCUAGUACUAAGAGGCCAGCCUAGAACUUGGGCAGGAGGACCCCAGGAGCUGAUGGGAAUUAGCAGAGGAACCAGAGUAAGCCCACAGAGGGGGGUAGGCCAGCAGCGGGGCGGCUAAGUAGAACGAGUCAGGGUGGAGGGUGCGACGGUGAGGCAGAAAGCAAAGCCCACCUAACCAGGGGAAGCAAGGAAAACCCCACCCAGUGGGGUAGCGGGCAGCCUCACCUGCUUCCAGUGGAGCUGCUGCUGCUCCUUUUCAAAACGGCUGUAUUCUCGGCGGUCGUAGAUUUCCACUGAGAGCCGAUAAGCCAGGACCAGUCCCAGUCCCACGACCACGAUGCCCCCCACACAGCCCAGCACGAUGAUUUGGGUGUGGUCUGACCCCUCUAUGGGAAAGAAACAAGAGAGGGCCUAGGAAUUGAUCACCAGUUACCCACAGCGUGUCCAGCCUCAUCCAGCCUCCCCAGACCUGCCUGUCAUUGAAAACAAAGGGAACCUCCACAGGGUCCAAGGUUAUCCCAGUGCUCAGGGCCUUAGCCUUGUCCGUUUGGUCCAGCACCUGCACUUCUGCCUGGAUUCAUUAGCUCCGCUUCAACCCCCAGCCUGACUUCCCAUUGUCUUUACCUCCAGAGUUCUGAGGCCCUACCCAUUAAACUUCCAGGGCCCCAUCUGGCAUGUCCACAGCAUCCCUGCCCACUUACUUUCUGGGGGUCUCACUCUCAGCAUGACCC